Molecule: messenger RNA, 2038 nt
Organism: Erinaceus europaeus (western European hedgehog)
Lineage: Eukaryota; Metazoa; Chordata; Mammalia; Eulipotyphla; Erinaceidae
Gene: PRCC
Product: proline rich mitotic checkpoint control factor
Exons: 7
Coding region: 267-1748 (493 amino acids)
Cellular component (GO): nucleus
Source: RefSeq, a predicted model, not a curated record
UGCGGCGCGGAGGAGGCGGAGUCACUCGGCGGCCAUUAGCUGUGUGUUGUUGCUCGGAACUAGGAGCUUAAGUGGAGAGGGAAGUCGUAUUCGGUGGAAAUCAACCGUGGCCAUAGACUUCUGCGAGGGCUAGCCUUAGACUACGGAGAAAGCGGACGUUUCGGUUGCCUGCCCCGCCGAGUGGCGGGGCCCACCAGGCCUCUGGACAUCCCCGGUCUCUAGUAGGCCCGCUCUGCCGGCAAGGGCUCCCCAGAGCGGGAGGCGCCAUGUCGCUGGUUGCUUACGCCAGCAGCGAUGAGAGCGAGCCGGAUGAGGCCGAGCCGGAGCCGGAGGAGGAGGAGGAGGAGGCGGCGGCCCCUACGUCUGGGCCCACUUUGGGGGGCUUGUUUGCCUCUCUCCCUGCACCCAAAGGUCCGGCCUUCUUGCCUCCGCUGCCCCAGAUGCUGGCCCCAGCCUUCCCCCCGCCGCUGUUGCUGCCCCCGCCCACCGGCGACCCCCGGCUCCAGCCUCCUCCCCCGUUGCCCUUCGGCCUGGGAGGCUUCCCGCCACCUCCCGGCGUGAGCGCGGCGGAAGCGGCGGGAGUCGGGGAGGGUCUGGGACUGGGGCUGCCCGCGCCCCGAGGUCCCGGCCUCAGCCUGCCGCCCCCGGUUGGCGGUGCCGGGCCCCCCCUGGGGCUUCCCAAGCCAAAGAAGAGGACAGAGCCGGUGAAGAUAGCGGCGCCGGAGCUGCAUAAGGGGGAUUCAGAUUCUGAGGAAGAUGAGCCCACAAAGAAGAAAACUGUCCUUCAGGGAUCUGGUGAGGGGACUGGUUUGUCUGCCUUGCUUCCCCAACCUAAAAACCUGACUGUGAAAGAGACUAACAGGUUGCUCCUGCCCCAUGCCUUCUCCCGGAAACCCUCGGAUGGCUCCUCCGACACGAAGUCCUCCAGACAGGCUUCUAAAACCAAGCCCUCCCCACUCGCCCCUGUUGUGGGUCCCACAACCACCACUCCAUCACCCUCCGCCAUCAAGGCUGCUGCCAAGAGUGCCGCCCUUCAGGUGACCAAGCAGAUCACGCAAGAGGAGGAUGACAGCGAUGAGGAAGUGGCCCCCGAGAACUUUUUCUCCCUCCCUGAUAAGGUUGAGCCACCUGGAGUUGAGCCAUACCCCUACCCCCUCCCUGUUGUCCCAGACGAGCUGCCUCCAGGCACGGAGCCAGAGCCAGCUUUCCAGGAUGAUGCCGCCAAUGCCCCCCUUGAAUUCAAGAUGGCAGCAGGCUCAAGUGGAGCUCCCUGGAUGCCUAAGCUGGGGGAAGACUACAGCUACAACCAGUUUUCCACCUAUGGUGACGCCAAUGCUGCUGGUGCUUAUUAUCAGGAUUAUUACAGUGGUGGCUACUAUCCCACACAGGACCCGGCUCUGGUUCCCUCCCAGGAAAUCGCCCCAGAUGCCUCCUUCAUCGAUGACGAAGCAUUUAAGCGGCUGCAGGGCAAGAGGAACCGAGGGCGGGAAGAGAUCAACUUUGUGGAGAUCAAAGGUGAUGACCAGCUCAGUGGGGCCCAGCAAUGGAUGACCAAAUCAUUGACAGAAGAGAAAACCAUGAAGUCAUUCAGCAAAAAGAAAGGUGAGCAGCCAACAGGCCAGCAGCGGCGGAAACACCAGAUCACAUACCUGAUUCACCAGGCUAAGGAGCGGGAGCUGGAGCUGAAGAACACCUGGUCGGAGAACAAGCUCAGCCGCCGGCAGACACAAGCCAAAUACGGAUUCUAGGCUCCGGGACCUCCCGCACCCAGCCGGCAUCCACUUCCCCUUGGGGACCCCAGCUGUUCCAAGGCCAGGAUCGCUUCCCCUGAGGGACCCAUGGACAUCUUUGAUAGAGUUUUCUUAACACGUUAGAACCCAGCCCCGUUCCGCCUCGGAGCUGGAAGAGACUGCAGCAAUGCCUCGGAGUUCUCAGAGGGGCUUUCCCUGUUGGCUGUGAUGAAAUGUUAAACCCCUCUCUCCACAUUUUUUUUUUUUUAAACCAGACUGUCUGUUGAAAUAAAACACUCAGUCUGACA